AUGACAGAGAUUUUAGCAACAAAAAUAGGCCAGGAAGCAAUAUUUUUAUGGCUAAUAACUCAUAAUGCUCUGUGGCAGCCCAUUUGUUUUUAUGUCCACCGGGAUUCCCAAUCUGAUUUAACACAAGUAACCACAAAUGCUGCAGGCUUUUACAAGUCUGUUGUCACUUGGGUUUGGUUUCAUUUUUUUUCCCUGUACUGUUUGGUGCCAAAGUUCUGGAAUCUGUGGCGAGAUAAGUAUGACUUCCUGGAACGGCUUCCUGUCCCAUUGCUCCUGUACAUCAUUUCCUUUCUGGAGUUUGAAGAUAUUGCCAGACUUUCUCAAGUUUCACACAGGGCGGGACUCGUUUCGGUUGCUUUGGGACGAGCCUCUUGCAGAAUUCCCGGUGCUGCGGGGACGUUCCGCCGCCAGAGGGCGCCGGGCUCCCGGGGCACGGCCGGAGUCCCCGGGAACGGGGAAGAUCCGCGGGAACGGCGGGAGCGGCUGCGCUCUUACAACUACCUAUGUGACAGUGUGCUAUGGGAAACUAUUGUGGAGAACUUGUGUGACACAAUCACACCUGAAAUGAAGGAGCUGGCACAGGAAGUGGGCUGGAAACCAUUCUUCACACACAGAUGUCCACUGCAGCUACAGCUCUGAAGGAGGAGGCAGAAACAAGAUGUUCAGAACAAACAACUGAAUAAAGGUGCAUUUUUCACUGAAACAAUUGUUGUAAGGUGUGGGUUUGCUGUUUAUCAGGUCAAACACAUGGAAUUCUUUACUGAGGAAAGCAGAUUUUUUUAG
This is a messenger RNA of Corapipo altera (White-ruffed manakin), 783 nucleotides long. RefSeq names its product F-box protein 36 (gene FBXO36). NCBI's taxonomy places the organism in Eukaryota, Metazoa, Chordata, Aves, Passeriformes, Pipridae. The record is from RefSeq and is a predicted model, not a curated record. The transcript is spliced from 4 exons. Gene Ontology annotation, molecular function: protein binding.